CUUCGUUCCGGCUCCGCCUUCCCCGCCGCGGCCGCGCCAUGGUGCUGGAGUCGGUGGUCGCAGACCUGCUGAACCGCUUCCUGGGGGACUACGUGGAGAACCUUGACAAGUCGCAGCUGAAGCUGGGCAUCUGGGGCGGCAAUGUGGCUUUAGAUAAUCUACAGAUAAAAGAAAAUGCUCUGAGUGAAUUCGACGUUCCUUUUAAAGUCAAGGCUGGGCAAAUUGGUAAAUUAGCUUUGAAGAUUCCUUGGAAAAACCUUUAUGGAGAAGCAGUUGUUGCAACUCUAGAGGGAUUGUAUCUGCUUGUUGUCCCUGGAGCAAGUAUUAAGUAUGAUGCUGAGAAAGAAGAAAAAUCCUUGUAGGAUGUUAAACAGAAAGAGCUUUCCCGAAUUGAAGAAGCCCUUCAAAAAGCAGCAGAGAAGGAUAAGCCUAAGGAAGCAAAAAAGGAUACAUUUUUGGAAAAAUUGGCAACUCAAAUAAUAAAAAUGUACAAGUGAAAAUCACAGACAUUCACAUUAAAUAUGAAAAUGAUGUCACUGAUCCGGAGCGGCCGCUCUCAUUUGGUGUUACCCUGGGGGAGCCUUAGUCUACUGACUACAAACGAGAAUUGGACUCCAUGCAUAUUAAAUGAAGCAGAAAAAAUUAUAUACAAGCUAAUCCGACUGGAUAGUCUCAGUGCUUACUGGAAUGUGAACUGCCGCCUGUCCUACCAGGGGUCCCGAGAACAGAUCUUGGAUCAACUGAAAAAUGAAAUUCUUACCAAGUAGACAGAGACCUCCAAACCAUCAAUACAUUUUCCAGCCAAUAUCAGCCUCUGCAAAACUCUACAUGAAUCCUCAUGCAGAAGUAGAACUCAAAACUCCCAAAUUAGAUUGGAGCAUAGAAGUGCAGAAUAUUGCCAUUGAGCUGACCAAGCCCCAGUACUUAAGUAUGAUUGACCUUUUGGAAUCAUUGGAUUAUAUGGUUAGAAAUGUACGUUAUAGGAAAUAUAAACCUAAUUUACCGCUUCAUACCAAUUGUAGGCAAUGGUGGAAGUAUGCCAUUGAUUCAGUUCUUGAAGUUCAUAUAAGAAGAUGUACACAGAUGUGGUCAUGGUGUAACAUAAAGAAGCAUAGAGAGUUACUCAAGAGUUAUAAAAUCGCUUACAAGAAUAAGCUAACUCAGACUAAACUCUCGGAAGAAAUCCAGAAACAAAUUCAGGACCUGGAGAAGACUUUAGAUGUUUUUAACAUAAUUUUAGCAAGGCAACAAGCACAAGUCGAGGUGAUUCGAUCUGGGCAGAAACUAAUGAAGAAAUCCACUGACACAGGGGAGAAAUGGGGAGGCUGGUUUAGUGGGUUUGGGGGUAAGAAGGAGUCUAAGAAAGGUGAAGAAUCAUUGAUUCCUGAAACUAUUGAUGAUCUUAUGACCCCUGAGGAGAAGGACAAACUAUUCACUGCUAUUGGUUACAGCGGGAGCAUGCGUCACUUGACUUUGCCCAAGAAGUAUGUUGCCUAUAUAAUGACCUUGAAGUUGGUAAGCACUUCUAUUGUAAUCAGAGAAAACAAAAAUAUUCCUGAAAUCCUAAAAAUCCAGAUCAUUGGCCUGGGCACCCAAGUAUGCCAGCGACCAGGAGCGCAAGCCCUUAAGGUAGAAGCAAAGUUAGAACACUGGUAUAUCACAGGUCUGAGACAGCAGGAUACUGUGCCAUCCCUUGUGGCUUCCAUUGGUGACACUGCAUCAUCCUUGCUUAAAAUUGAGUUUGAAACCAAUCCAGAGAACAGCCUUGCUGACCAGACGCUGACCGUCCAGUCCCAGCCCGUGGAGGUCAUCUACGAUGCUAAAACCAUCAAUGCAGUGGUUGAUUUCUUUCAGUCAAAUAGGGGAUUGGAUCUUGAGCAAAUAACAUCAGCUACUUUGAUGAAGCUGGAAGAAAUUAAAGAGAGAACAGCUACUGGACUUACACAUAUAAUUGAGACUCGAAAAGUUCUUGAUUUAAGGAUAAAUCUGAAGCCUUCUUAUCUAAUAGUUCCACAGACAGGCUUCCACCAUGAAAAGUCAAAUCUUCUCAUUUUAGAUUUUGGUACAUUUCAGCUCAACAGUAAAAGUCAAGGUCUACAGAAGACUACCAGUUCAUCUUUGGAAGAAAUAAUGGAUAAAGCAUAUGACAAGUUUGAUGUUGAAAUAAAGAGUGUGCAACUACUCUUUGCAAGAGCGGGGGAAAACUGGAAGAAGUGUCGUUUUCAGCACCCGUCCACUAUGCAUAUACUGCAGCCCAUGGAUAUUCAUGUGGAGCUAGGCAAGGCGAUGGUAGAGAAGGACACGAGAAUGGCCAGAUUUAAAGCAUCAGGAGGACUUCCUUUGAUGCAUGUGAGGAUUUCAGACCAGAAGAUGAAAGAUGUGCUGUGUUUGAUUAACAGUAUACCUUUGCCACAGAAAUCAUCAACUCAAUCUCCAGAGAGACAGGUAUAGUCAGUUCCUGUUGCUUCAAGUGGGACAGAAGUUCUCCUUGGUACUUCAUUAUUGCUGAGUGAAAUGGAUUCAGAGUCUGACGAUGAGUAUUUCGACGCUGAAGACGGUGCCUCCCAGGUGCCUAGAGGUGCGCCAGGCUCCGAACCCCGAAAGGCUGCGGAGGUUCCGAACGAGGCCCUCAUUAAUCUUCUGCUCAAGUUUGAAGUUAAAGAAGUAAUUUUGGAAUUUACUAAACAACAGAAAGAAGAAGAUACAAUUCUAGUAUUUAAUGUUACUCAGUUAGGAACAGAGGCCACAGUGAGAACUUUCGACCUAACUGUGGUGUCUUAUUUAAAGAAGAUCAGCUUGGAUUACCAGGAAAUUCAAGG
This is a messenger RNA of Cavia porcellus (domestic guinea pig), 2819 nucleotides long. Its product is annotated as intermembrane lipid transfer protein VPS13C-like. The record is from RefSeq and is a predicted model, not a curated record. NCBI's taxonomy places the organism in Eukaryota, Metazoa, Chordata, Mammalia, Rodentia, Caviidae. Bases 748 to 2451 code for a protein of 567 amino acids. The transcript has 26 exons. Gene Ontology annotation, cellular component: extrinsic component of membrane. Gene Ontology annotation, biological process: mitochondrion organization; protein targeting to vacuole; protein retention in Golgi apparatus.